Molecule: messenger RNA, 3536 nt
Organism: Nasonia vitripennis (jewel wasp)
Lineage: Eukaryota; Metazoa; Arthropoda; Insecta; Hymenoptera; Pteromalidae
Exons: 3
Coding region: 338-1345 (335 amino acids)
Source: RefSeq, a predicted model, not a curated record
UCCCACAUUUCCUUUCAGUGCGCGCUCGGGACGCAUUCCAACAAGUGUGUCUCCGCACGGUGCGCGAGCAGCGCGGCUCUACGUCUUAUCGCGCGCGCGAGCGCCCUCCUAUUUCGGCCCUACCGAUAUUUCGCGAGCCCUGGCUCACGUCGCCGCGAUAAUUUUCAGGGGGCGCGACAUCGCUCAUUCGACGGAUAGCGACGAGUUCCAGCGGCUGCAGUGUUUGUUUUGAAGCUCGCGAUCGGCGGAUCCGAGUUUCGACGACGCUUUCAUCGGCGACUCGCUGCUGCGCCGAUUUGUACAGUUUGCUGACGAGUAGAUGACUGCUUGAGGUCUCAUGGAGGAGGCGCGGACUCCCGGUGGCGCAUCACCUGCGGCGACGGUUGCCGCCGUCUUGGAGAACGCGCCGGACACCCCCGUGGAGGCGCCGAUCGAGGGCGUGGCCAGGGGGGAGAGUUCACCGGAAACAGGAAGCCAGCCUGCCAGCGGCGCUCGUGACGGCGGCAGCAGCGCCGCCGUAGCCGGCAGCGAGCCGGUGCUGGAUCGGCUCUCGAGGAGCCACAAGCCAGUCGGCCGCGACGCGCCCAACAUACCGAACGUCGUCGAAUAUCACUUGAAGGUGAAGCCGCAGCAGGUACGCAGGGACCAGCCGCAGCAGCAGUUAGCAGACACCGAGACCGCAGCUCUGGUAGCAGCCGGCCUGGACAUGAAGAAGGAUCGGCAGCAAGCGCAGACCUUGACCGAGGAGCAGCGUCGCGAGCUCACUCUGCGGCUCUCCAAGCUCUCGGUGGACAGCAACGUGUUCGAGGGCUCGAGCGACCUGCCCCAGGUCUUCCAGGUCAAGUACCUGGGUUCGCACGAUGCCCGCGGCCUCUGGGGCAUCAAGCACACGCGCAAGCCCGUCGACAACAUGGUGGCGGCCGCGAAAUCUUUGCCCUCGGGGACCUUCCUGCCGUUCAUCAAGCUCGUCAUCAGCGAGGACGGCGUCGGGCUGCUGCCCAUCGGCAAGAAGAGGGGGGACUCCAUCUCGAGGAUCUACCCGAUCGAGAGCAUCUCCUACGGAGUCCAGGAUCUCGUAUACACGAGGGUGUUCUCGAUGAUCGUGGUGAGGGAGACCGAAGACUUCCGCAGAAUGUCGCCUUUCGAGUGUCACGGCUUCGUGUGCGAGUCCAAGCAUCACGCCAGGCAGAUGACCUACGCCCUGGCCGCUGCGUUUCAGAUCUACUCGCAGCACGUCAAAGGACGAAGCAUCGAUCCGGCCAAGAGCUGGAGCAAGGGCUUCGCCAUCGAGCUCAGGAAUCCCAACGAGCUCGAGGCGGAUUAUACGCUUCAUCCCGAAGAUUGAUACGCGCAACUUGUCCGUUUAUCCUUGAUCGGCAGGUUGUUAGUUUUGUUACUUACAUGCGUAAGAAAUGUAGAAUAGAAUGCGUCUGUUGAAAAGUUAGGUGUGAUUGAAACAAAACAAGAUACGCACAAAAAUAUUGAGUUGUGGAUGCAACUACAGGUUGCAAUAUUCAGAUACUGAUAUUUAAAUGGUUGUAUAGCUAUACACAGGAAUUCUGGUCACGUAAGGGUAGUCAUAAAUAAUAUCCUAUGCAAUAGCUUAAACUAAAUCAUUCUUAAAGUUUCUUACGGAUUCGUUUAGUUUGGUAUGUUACUACGUGAUUUUGCAAUACUUAAUAAUUAAGUAUUAAUAUUAAAACUACGACAUUAUAUUGGAACCUAGUUAUAUAGUAGAUCAGCAUCGCUUUUGAACAAUGAAAAUGUCUCGUAUACGCAAGUCUGAUUCGUUUGGAGAACAGGGUAUUUGUAUUUUGAAAGCUAUAGCAGCUUAUCCUACAUUCAAUCACAGAAUAAUUUUAGAAUGAUUAUGGUACAUUUUUACUAUAUUUAAAUAUAGUAAAUAUCUAAAAGUCCUAAAGUUACUCAUAAAGGUAGUUUUGAUAAAUUAAUAAGUUUGCGUCCUUAAAUUAUUUAUUUAGAUUAUAAAAACAGGAUAUACAUGCCUGUAUAUAAAAGUAUACUAUACCUGAUGUUACGGUAGAUAAUUUAUAGAUAGCACUCAAAAAUCUAUGCAAAAGCGCGCAAAGAUAAAAAUUUUAUUGCAUCAAAUUCUUUAGAAACCAUUACUUCUUAUGUUGCUUCGCAAAUCGACUAAUAAAAAGUAAUCGCGUACGAUUUGUAUGUAUAUACGAAAAAAUUCAUUUAGAUAUUUGGAUCAAAAUUAUUAAAAUUUUAGGCCUUUAUCCGCGAAAUUUAAUAAAAGAUAAAAAAAAUUGUUAUAUAAUUAAUUUAUAUUAAUUAUACGUACAAGGCUUAUUCGCACCUACUGCAAUCGGUAUGAAAUUAUAGACAUUGCAAAAGAUUCAAGUUUUCUUUAUGUUUAAUGAGCAAUACUAUAACUCCAGGCAGCUUCUCAGUUUAGAUUAAAAACUUAUUUUCUUUCUUUCUUUGUUAUUUUUUAUUUUCAAAGAAUUAAAUUCCACCGCUCAUACAAAAUCCUGAUAUCUUAUGCAGUGUUGCCAGUAAAAAAGUAUCUGAAUGGAAUGGAACGGAAGAGGCAAUAAAAUAAGCAUACUUAUAUUUUGUCUAUCGUUUUGUAUUGACGUGCAGGAAAAGCGAAACAGCACUGAAGUAUCUUUCUUCAGCUGUGACCAGAUGGCUAGCUAUCCAAAGAUACCGACUAGAAAGUGACAAGUGAUUUACAGCUUGCUGCGAUUCCUUUUUACUUGCGAUUUUUCAAUUUUUCUUCUUGCUUUGACUGCAUAUAUAAAUAUGAGAAUGUUUUUCGAAGUAAGAUUGUACGUAUCGGGAGAACCUAUUAUGUUAUUUUUAAAAUUUUAAACUUGCGUGCAUUUUUCAAAUAUUCUCCCAUUUUUCUUCCUGAUUCUAUAAUUAUGGUAACGGAUUUUAAGGAGUUCGAUAUAUCCAUAAUAAAUAUUUUUAAGGCAUUCAAAUAUUCGUACAAAAUCAGCGUUUGUAAAAUCAGUUUUUGUAUAGUUGUCUGCAUAAUAGGUUGUAGAAUAGAGUAUCUUUACGGUUUUAUUAAUUUACAUUUAAUUUAAUAUCUUGCUUGUUUUAUUUUAACAAGUAUAGACGACCAAUAUCAAUACAUAUCAUUGAUUAGAAUUUAAUAUUUGAUGCUUACUUAUUUGCGUAAUAGCUUAUCUUUUUUCUACAUUUUAUAAUGUAAAACGGAUCGAUUGAAAGAUGUAUCCAGGCAUGGGACAAUCGUGUAACACCAUAAUUAGCAUUUGAUCUCUAUAAUGUGCUUACGCUUUGUUUCCUUUAUUAUAUGGCGUUAGGAUUUUAUCAUGCUUGUGAGUCUUUUACAUAUUAUGCAUAAUGAUUAACUCACUUUUUAUGAGAAUACUUUGCAAAAAGUUAAAAUAUUAUAUAUAAGAGUAUUCAAAUUAAUAAAUAUGAAUAUAUAAGAAAGGCAGAACAUAUUUUAAUGUAUAAGUGUGUUUAUGAAUGUAUACUAUGAAUUAAAGAUUGUUUAUAAAAUAUUAUUAAUAAAUUGUUACUGUUACGUA